AUGAUUACAAAAAUUAUUCGAGAAGAGUUAGAAACUUUUAGACGCGAAUUUGAAGAAGUGAAAAGGAAUAUACAGGAGAAAACUACUGGAAUUGCAGGAAAGGGGCCAGGAAGUUAUAGUGAGGCAGUAAAAAAUAAGAAGAAAGAAAGUAUUUUAAUUGUCCAACCGAUAAAGGAGCAGGAGAGUGAAGCUACCAAGAAAUUGGUAAAAGAAAAAGUAGAUAUAAAGAAUCUGGAGGUAGGAAUUACAAAGCUGAGGAAAGGAAGUAAAGGCUCGGUUAUUCUGGGAUGUGAGAGCGAAAGAGAAAUGGAAAAACUGAAAGAUACAGUCUUAAAGCGUAAAGCUCAGGAAUCCAUAGCGGAGGAAUUGCAAGCGGGCAUGGUGUGCAAAAGAAGAUUGGAUCACUUGAAAGAUCACGCUAAUACCUCUCGGAGUGCUGUAAACCAGUGGAGACGACAGAGACUAGACAGAAUGUUAGUGGAAUAUUUUCUUCGUAAGGGAUACUACAAAACGGCAACUAAGCUGGCAGAUAGCAGCGAGCUUAGAGAUCUGACAAAUAUUGAUGUAUUUAUGGUAUCGAGAGAGGUGGAGAAAUCUUUGGCCAAUCAUGAAACCGCAAGAUGCAUUGGUUGGUGCCAUGAUAAUCGCUCAAAGUUACGAAAACUAGGCAGUACUAUGGAGUUCAAUUUGCGCGUGCAGGAAUUUAUCGAAUUAGUGCGAACUGACAGACGGCUCGAUGCUGUGAAGCACGCUCGCAAGUACUUUGCCAAUUAUGACGAGUAUCAGCUGCAGGAGAUCCAGUGUUGCAUGGGCCAGUUGGCCUUCCCAGCCCACGCAUACUUGAGUCCCUAUAAAGAUCUACUGGACGAAAAGAGGUGGGACAAGCUCAUCGAGACAUUUCGGCAGGAAAACUACAGAUUAUUUCAAUUGGCGAGUCAGAGCGUAUUCACGGUAGCUCUGCAGGCCGGCUUGUCGGCUCUUAAGACUCCCCAAUGUUACAGCGCGAAUAAGGAAGGCCGAAAUCCUAGCUGUCCAGUCUGCAACGAAGCGUUAAAUGAAUUAGCUGCACCAUUGCCUUUCGCCCAUUGCUCGCAAUCGCGACUCGUUUGUAGCAUAAGCGGAAAACCGCUGAACGAGUAUAACCAGCCUAUGAUGAUGCCGAAUGGAUAUGUGUAUGGUGAACAAGCAUUGGAAAAAAUGGCUCAAGAAAAUAACGGCACAGUGAUCUGCCCAAAGACCAAAGAAGUAUUUCCAUAUAAAAAGAUCGAAAAGGUUUACGUAAUGUAAACUUAUGCAUUGACACAAAGUAUAUACAUUGUACUAUAUGCUUAACGCUUAUGUUGGCCCUCCUCCUUGCUCCAAUCUCUCUCUGUUAUUUAAUAAUAAUUAAAUGUAGACUACGGAUAUCACUGGAACGAAAUAACAUUUCUAUUUUUAAGGAAAACUUGAUCGACUUAUUCACAUCCAUCCUGUAUAAAAAAAUAUGUAAGGUGACAAUUAUUAUUAUUGUUUGUUGUCGUAUGGUAUCAGUUAAUUAUUUGUUAACGGGGUGAGAUUAGUCUUUAUUCAUUUAUUUAACUUUCUUUCUACAAUAAAUUGAACAAUUCAAACUGUUUCCAUAAAUCUACUUAUUCAUAAAACGCAACCACGAAUUUCUUAUCUUAUAAGGUCUUUACAUAUGCAGGGUUUAUCAGAAUUUAUAUUUUGUAUCCGCGAACCGCGAAUGAAAAAAAUCGGUUUUCCAGAUAUCGAAUAAAACGAUGCACUAAAAUGUAAAAGUGUAAAAUGUAUAAUAUUAAAAAUUCUCUGAUGUUGAAUUUUAAGAAUGCGUAAAUUCAAUUAACUUAAUUCAUAAAAUUAAAUUUCUCUUCCAAAAAUUAAAUUUUAAAAGAGUCAGACAAUAGGAAACGAAUUAUUUCUCAAUAAUAUUCGAAAAAUAAUUUCACAAUUCAAUAUAUUUAUAAUCGAGAGGUCAAUUUGUUAAUCACACCCUGCAUAUCUGUAUGUAUAAUUAGUUAAUGUAUUGUGCAUACAUUCCAACAUAGAAACGAUAAAGCUCCUGACAAAGCAGUGAUAAUGUACGAAUCAACCUUACAACUUAUAUACCUUAUACUUUAAAGGCUUGUAUCAUUUUUAUGUAGAAAUGAAUGCGCAUAUUUAAAUCUUAUGUAUAAUGUAUAAUACUAAUGCGUGAAUAUUUUUAAGAGAUCGCUUAAAAUCUAAACGGUACGAUAUAUGCGCGAAACAAUCUGUCGAAUGAAAUUUAUUCGUGUGACCGAGAAUCCAUAUAAAAAUAUUUUAUCUACUCUA
This is a messenger RNA of Wasmannia auropunctata (little fire ant), 2310 nucleotides long. RefSeq names its product macrophage erythroblast attacher. Lineage: Eukaryota; Metazoa; Arthropoda; Insecta; Hymenoptera; Formicidae. The transcript has 5 exons. The record is from RefSeq and is a predicted model, not a curated record. Gene Ontology annotation, biological process: proteasome-mediated ubiquitin-dependent protein catabolic process. Gene Ontology annotation, cellular component: GID complex; cytoplasm; nucleus. Bases 1 to 1287 code for a protein of 428 amino acids. Gene Ontology annotation, molecular function: ubiquitin protein ligase activity; protein binding.